Komagataella phaffii GS115 is the source of this 1860-nucleotide messenger RNA. Its product is annotated as F-box protein containing five copies of the WD40 motif, controls cell cycle function. The coding region runs from base 1 to 1860 and encodes 619 amino acids. Gene Ontology annotation, molecular function: protein binding. The record is from RefSeq and is a predicted model, not a curated record. NCBI's taxonomy places the organism in Eukaryota, Fungi, Ascomycota, Pichiomycetes, Pichiales, Pichiaceae. The transcript has a single exon.
AUGAGUGUAAGCGAGGACACCGAGAGGUGUACAAAGAAACCGAGAUUAGACGACAAGGUUGUGUUUCGAAUGGCCAAUCAAUUAGAGGGCAAGGCUGGUUUGGAGCAGAAUACUGAUCCAAAAGCCGACAAGAAGAAGUUAUCAAGCAACACAGACAAGAACAACAACGUUACUAACUUUCUGACGCACCAUGUUGUUGACCAAUCCAUGAUUCCCAGGGAUAACUUCCACAAGUACUGUUACAGGCAUAAUCCGGAUGUGACGUGUAACAAGAACACUGACCAAUGUAAGAUGGAUGAAAUACAAGAUGCAAUGGAGAAGAUUCCUCCCAGAGAUAGGGAAGCAAUCACGCAUGUAUGGUCAAUUUUUUCUGCUGCGCCGUACCAACACAGGUCUUUGAUUCUCCGUGGGUUGUUGUCACAGUGUUGUUUUCCUCAAUUGUCGAUGAUCUCAGAAGAGGUUAAAUCUUUGAUCAGACUGGACUUCAUUUCAACUUUACCGACCGAAUUAUCGCUCAAGAUUUUAUGUUAUCUAGACUGUGCUUCGCUAUGCAAUGCAGCACAGGUGUCCAGGAAAUGGAAGAGACUGGCAGACGACGAUCGAGUUUGGCACUAUAUGUGUGAACAACACAUUGAUCGUAAAUGUCCUCAAUGUGGAUGGGGAUUACCUCUAUUGGCUAUGAAGCGGGCCAGGCACAUUCCCGAUGAGGUCAGUAAAGAAAUUCCACAUACCACUGCUAUCGAUGUCAAGGACAAUAACACCAACAAAGCAUCAAAGAACACAAAUACCAAUACUACUGUUAGUAAAGAAGUCGCCCCCGCUGCUAGGAAAACGCGACCCUGGAAAGUAGUCUACAGUGAACGUUACAAGGUUGAAAGAAAUUGGAGAAAGGGUGUAUACAAAGUAAGAACCAUUGAAGGCCACACGGAUGGCGUAACAUGCAUGCAACUGGGUUACAAAAUAUUAAUGACUGGAUCGUAUGACUCUACUAUCAAGAUUUGGAAUCUAGAAACUGGUGCGUUAAUACGGUCGUUAGGUGGCCACACCAGAGGCGUACGCACUUUGGCAUUUGACGACCAAAAACUGAUCACUGGAGGUUUGGAUGGCACGAUCAAGGUUUUCAAUUAUCAUACAGGCGAAUGCAUCUCCACAUACCAUGGCCACAAUAACCAUGUUGUAUCUUUAGAUUUUAUUGGAAAGACUAUAGUUUCAGGUUCUGCAGAUCAAACUGUUAAAGUGUGGCACGUUGAAACAAGGACAUGUUACACCCUUCGUGGACACACUGACUGGGUCAAUUCUGUCAAGAUUCAUCCAAAGUCCAUGACUUGCUUCAGUGCCUCUGACGAUACCACAAUAAGAAUGUGGGAUUUGAAGACAAACUCAUGUAUCAAAGUUUUUGGCGGAGAAGAGAAUAAGGGACACGUUGGCCAGGUUCAGUGUGUGAUCCCCUUAAAUAUCAAAUAUGAAAUCGUUGAAGAUCUGGAGAAAGAUAACUUUGCAGACGAAACAAGGGAAGCCCAGGAUUCAGCCACUCCAGAGACAGAAGAGGAAAAAAACUAUCCUACGCAUAUUCUAACGUCAUCGUUGGAUACCACCAUCAAACUUUGGAACGUCAAGACGGGAAAAUGUGUAAGGACCCAGUUUGGUCAUAUCGAGGGAGUGUGGUCGAUCGCUGCCGAUACUUUCAGAAUCGUAAGUGGGGCCCACGACAGGACAAUCAAAGUAUGGGACUUACAGAGUGGGAAGUGUAUGCAUACCUUUGGUAGUAACGACUCAAGUGUAUCUUGUGUUUCACUCGGUGAUACUAGGUUUGCCAGCGGGCUGGAGAACGGUAAGAUAAAAGUUUAUUACUUUGACUAA